AAAUAGUCCGGUCGACCAGUCAUACCGAUCCGGUUUGACCGAGACACGUGCGCGAUUUAAUAAAAAGUUCAUUUUUGAAAGGUGUUUUCCGUUCGAAGAUUACAAGUAAACGAAACAAUUAAAAAUGGCCUUCGCAGCUGCACGCAUGAUUUUGAAAGAUAAAAGAAGAAAACCAUCACGCGAAGAAUUUGUACCCAGGAACAGAAGCAAGGCUCGCAAUAAGCCUGCAGAUGGCAGCACCAUCGUUUCGCAGAAGCCGCGGACUCCCACUCACGGCCCGAAAACCGGCAAACCGGCCCAAAAACCGGCGGUUUCCCAGAAGGGGCAGCAGAUCAAGCAGGCGCCCGCCAAGGUCCAGGCGGCCGCCCAGGCCAACAACAAACCUGUCAAUAAGAAAAAGAAGGGGAAGCAUCACCAGCAUGACCUAUCGGUCACCAUUAAUUUGACCGAAUAUGGAUUGUCAGAGGAUCAAGUUGCUGAAUUUAAGGAAGCUUUCAUGCUGUUUGAUAAGGACGAAGACGGCCAAAUCACAAUGGCCGAAUUGGGUGUUGUUAUGAGGUCAUUAGGUCAAAGACCUACAGAAACCGAGCUUCGCGACAUGUUAAACGAAGUGGACCAGGAUGGCAACGGCACCAUAGAAUUCAACGAGUUUCUUCAGAUGAUGUCUAAGAAGAUGAAGGACGCAGACGGCGAGGAGGAGUUGAAAGAGGCUUUCCGCGUUUUCGAUAAAAACAACGACGGCUUGAUCUCCUCCAUAGAACUGCGACACGUCAUGACCAGUUUGGGGGAGAGGCUCACCGAAGAAGAAGUCGACGACAUGAUCAAGGAGGCGGACUUGGACGGCGACGGCCAAGUCAACUACGAAGAGUUCGUGUCGAUUUUGACGUCCAAGAACUAGUGGGGUCCAAGAAAUCGCUCCGUACAAUAUGCUUCAAUUUCGAUAUAUUCUACGUAUAUAGCACCGCUUCUACAAAACCUAAUUCGACAGGGUCUAUCAACGUUGUGUUUAGCAUCUGUAUUCUAUCGAGUUUUAAUAAUAAUUAUAGGGUGAGUAGUUAUGUACGGGUUCAAUAAAGUGUUAGUCUUCCAUGAAGAAUGAGAUUUUAUUUUCUUGUCAAAAUUUGUUACAUAGCUUACAUACGUUGUUAGUUGAACAAAAUAAACAUAAAAUGUACCAAAAAUAUUGUAUAUCACGAAAGCAAAAAAGACUUAAUAUUAAUAAACUAUUUGGUGUUUUGAAGAGCUUUAUUCACAAAAAAUAUACAUACACAAUAAAUACUAAACAUUAUCAUACAAAGAUAACUUUCUUUCCUUUAGUUUGUCAUUAUUAUUACCAUUGGACAAGGUUAAAGGUACUUCUUCAUCGGAACAAAUUUGCAAAUCGAAUGCAUUAUCACAGAUUUCGUUACUGGAUUGGCAGUAUAUCAAAUUAUUUUUGUCCAGGACUGUUUUCAGCUUCCCCUUGAUAAUCGGACUAACGUUCAGCAAUAUCAGCUGGACCUCUUUGUCAUUAUACAGGUUCAACAUCGUCUCCAAAGCCUAGAA
Messenger RNA from Brassicogethes aeneus, 1545 nucleotides. Lineage: Eukaryota; Metazoa; Arthropoda; Insecta; Coleoptera; Nitidulidae. The record is from the annotation of a GenBank genome assembly.